AGGUUGGAUGCGAGGAGAAAUCUUCUUACUCUAUAAUAACAAAUGUGUAAACUUAUAUUCCAUCUUAUUUUAUUUCUUAUUUUUUAUCAACUCAAUCUAAACCAAUUCUAUUCUGGAAUGUUGCAGCAUCGAAUAAGAUAAAGAAGAAAUAUACAAAGAACCAAUCUUCCAUAUUCCCACCACCGUUGGGCACUUCAGUUGGUCACCGUGAACGAGGGAGAAAACGAGAGCGCAAGCAGGAAUGCAAACGUGAAGUCAGGCAACGAGGGAAAGAAGAGUUAGAGCUUAAGGCCAUGCAAGUCAGCGCCUUGACUGCUCCUCUUUCAGUGAAUAGCGAGCAAAUCAUCUUGGGAGGAGUGCGUCUCCCGCCGGAUAUAGAAAUCAUCAAAUAUACGACCAGAGCUAUUGGCCCGAAAGUACCAGGAGCCACCAACAGAGAGCACAAGAAGUCAAUUUCGCUGGACCAUCCUUCAGUCAGCGUCAUGCCUACUCUCUCUUCUACCGGCCUUGUCAUUGAGAGGAAAAAUAAACAACCUUUGUUGAGUGAAAUGUCUGAUCAUGUGGAAAUGAUCAAGCUUCCCAGUGCAGUGAGCAAUGGUCGAGACACUCCAGUCACCUACGCAGGUGCAGAAAUGGAUGCUCCUCUCAAUCUUUCAUUGAAGCCAUCCUCCUACCAUGUUCCUUGCAAUAAUAACGCACUUCAGUCGCUGUCAUUGUUAUGCCAGUCUCUGGGUACUCCGCCCUAAGGCGAAUAGAGAAAGGGAAUGAGAAUGAGGAAAGCGAAUGAGACAAUUAUAAUUGAUUAUUCCAUCAAGAGAUAAUUUUGUCUUGUAAAUAAUUAUCAUGAGCAAAACAUAACAUAACUCAGUUCUGUGUUUGAAAUCAAUUUUGCAUAUAAUUCUGAGCUUGAAAAAUUCAAUAAAAAAUAUAAAAGUUCGCCAAUUAAGAGUAUUGUCAAUCUACUUCUACUGUCACAGAAUACAUUUCAAACUCUUUCUUUCCUAUCAAGACAAUUUAUUAUAGUCUGGUCGCGCAAAGAUAACCCUCCGGCAAGAUGGCAAAAUAACUCCAGCUCGGUCAAUAAAGGUUCAAAUUGAGCAGAAUUUUUUCUAUAAUUUUCAGCCUAUAUUGAUCGAGAUAACGCCAUUUUUCCAUCAUGCUGGAGGGUCAUCUUUGCACGACCAGACUAUAGCAGCAUAAGAUGAAAUUCACUAAUAAUAAUGUAUUAAUGGAAAGUAAGUACACCUACAUCAAAGUGAAUAAGGUGUAAUAACA
Messenger RNA from Nilaparvata lugens (brown planthopper), 1275 nucleotides. RefSeq lists its product as uncharacterized. Bases 294 to 746 code for a protein of 150 amino acids. The record is from RefSeq and is a predicted model, not a curated record. Lineage: Eukaryota; Metazoa; Arthropoda; Insecta; Hemiptera; Delphacidae. The transcript is spliced from 3 exons.